UCUCCACCCAGACACCAGUUCCUCUUCCCGCUGCUGAGUCGCUGGUGCAGAGCCAGAGGAACGCCAGGGACCCCAGAAGCGCCGCGGAGGGUGCUAGCCGCUGCACCCGGUAUCCAGGUCCGCCAGGACGCAGCCCCUGCUGCUGUGGCUUUUGCAGCAUCGCCGAGGCAAAAGCGUGGCAGUGGGACCCAAAAGGUGGCUUGGAUGGGGGGCGCCCUGGCCUGGACGCUGCUGCUGCCGCUGCUGCUGCCGGAGUCGGACGGCUGGGACCUGUCGUGCGCCGUCUCCCCCGCGGAUGUGGACUGGAGCGCGGAGUUCAGGGACACGUGCCUGAACUUCAGCGGCCUCAACCUGAGCCUGCCCCAGAACCAGUCCCUGCGGGCGCCCGAGGUGCGUCUCCUGGACCUGUCUGCGAACAGGCUGAGCGAGCUCCCGGCGACCUUCUUCUCCGGCCUGCAGAGGCUUCAGCUCCUGAACGUGCUGCAAAACCCCCUGUCCCGGGUGGACGGGGCGCUGGCCGCGCGCUGUGACCUGGACCUGCGGGCCGACUGCCGCUGCGCCCUGGCCUCCUGGCACCAGGUCCGGAGAGACAACUGCUCUGGCCAGACGCCCCUGCUCUGCUGGGACACCGCCGCCGGCUCCCAGCGCAACCUCUCUGCCUUCCUGGAGGUCAGCUGCGCCCCCGGCCUGGCCCCUGCGACCAUCGCGGCGGCGGCGGCCAGCGGGUGCCUGCUGCUCGGAAUUGCCAUCGCCGGCCCCUUGCUGGCCUGGAGACUCUGGCGGCGCCGCGUGGCCAGAAGCCCGGACGCGGGCAAGCCCUGGGCUGCUCAGGAUGGGCCCAAGCCCGGUUCAGGCUUGCAGCCACGGUACAGCAGCCGGAACUCCCGCAAGUCCCAGGUGGUCACCCCACCCCGCCCCUCCACUCCCGACUAUGAGAACAUGUUUGUGGGCCAGCCAGGAGCCGAGCACCAGUGGGCCAGACAGGGGGCUCACCCUUCAGAGGACAGUGACUUUUACAUGAACUACGAGGACAUCAACCUGGCCUCCCAGCCUGUCUACUGCAACCUGCAGUCACUGGGCCGGGCCCCAGUCGAUGACGAGGAGUCCGCUGGAGAAACUGAGGCCCGGGAGAGGAGGAUCUUCCCAAGGUCACCUUCCCUUAUCCUGGACACCACAGGGAACGGUUCAGACAGCUUUAUCACCAGAGUUUUAAAUAAAUACACAGUGCCAUCAGACCAGCCCCCCCAGUUCCCAGGAAUAUCACCCCAAUAAAUUAAUAAUAAAUAACAGACUUAUAUAAAUACAGCUGUUUGGGCGGGAAUCGGGUGUCCCAGGACCCUCGAGCCCAUUCCACCGGCCGGGACCACCGAGGCCGCGCCCCCCGCAGCGGCCCGGUGGCGGACCAGGGCUGCUCAUGCGCAGUGGCAGUCUUUGGCUAAGAGGUCGUCGUAGGUCUGGAGCGACACCCCGCUGUCCGUCUUCUGCAGGAGCACCAUGGGACUGUAGCUGGCGGGCACGCAGCAGGGCGCCGGCACCGCGUCGGGCUUCAGGCGGUGCAGGCUCGUCUUGAUCUGCGCGUGCAUGUUGGCCGCCCGGAACUGGCUCGGGCACGCGCCGAUGCACAUGCUCACUUGCACCUCCCGCGGCGACAGCACCCAAUCGGCCCAGCCCAGGUCUUCCAGCGACGCGCGGACCGUGUGCAGGCGGCAG
Molecule: messenger RNA, 1710 nt
Organism: Cebus imitator (Panamanian white-faced capuchin)
Lineage: Eukaryota; Metazoa; Chordata; Mammalia; Primates; Cebidae
Gene: LRRC25
Product: leucine rich repeat containing 25
Exons: 4
Coding region: 205-1272 (355 amino acids)
Molecular function (GO): protein binding
Source: RefSeq, a predicted model, not a curated record